This is a messenger RNA of Acyrthosiphon pisum (pea aphid), 5804 nucleotides long. RefSeq names its product RNA polymerase-associated protein CTR9 homolog. The coding region runs from base 1675 to 5208 and encodes 1177 amino acids. Gene Ontology annotation, biological process: transcription elongation by RNA polymerase II; regulation of DNA-templated transcription. Gene Ontology annotation, molecular function: RNA polymerase II complex binding. The record is from RefSeq and is a predicted model, not a curated record. Gene Ontology annotation, cellular component: Cdc73/Paf1 complex. The transcript is spliced from 20 exons. Lineage: Eukaryota; Metazoa; Arthropoda; Insecta; Hemiptera; Aphididae.
UCUCAUCUUUCAGAUAAAAAAAAAAUUAACGAAAUCCGACAAUUCUACAGGGAGUGAGAGUUUUUCCCCUGAAGUCAUUUUCGUUGAUAUAAUACACCGUAUCGACCCCGUCUAAAUAAGUAUAUCGAGCUAUAGAUUAGUGGAAAAGUAUUAUAAUUAAGGCUAUAACUAAAAUAUGAAACAUAAUAUUCAAAUAGCAUAGAAAUUUUGAAAAUUGGAAAUACUGGCACCGACACCCUUAAAUGGAUUGCAAUAGUACAUCUUACAUUUAAUAUAAUUUUCAUAUUAAUAUUACUGAUGAUAAUUGAUAAGUUAUUGUUUAUUUAGAUAUAAUAGGUGGUAUUAACAUAAACUUAUUAAAUUUAAAAUUUAAAAUGAUUUUAUGGUUAAAAAUUUUUAAAAUGUACAACUUUUAUAACUAAAGAUUGAAAAUUACUUUUGGGGACGGAGUGGUCGAGCGGACUAAUAAGGCGACUUCGAAUCUCGGUCACGGGUGGCACUUCUCUCCGGGCAGACAUCUGUCUGGAGAGAGAUGCCGGCCGCAUCCCCCGACCGGGCAUGGCGGAAAUCUAAGGGAGUCCAAUCGAAAUUCUGAUAAAAAAACACACAUAUGUUAAAAAAAAACCUACUGUUCCCACCCCUACUACAUAACCCUACAAACAAGCUAAUGGUCUUAGUCGCCUGGCUAAAAAGAUUUAAAAAAAAAAAAUUAUUUAUGUAACUAUGGUCAAGUUGGUAAUGACUACCAACGUUGGUAUUUUCCAACGUCCCCCGUUAUUAAGAGCCGUGUGAUGAGCAUUCACCAGAAUUUACUCCCUCUCAUAGACAUAUAAACUAAGGGACAACACAUUCCUCUCCGCCCUGCCAUCAAUGGCAAUCGCAAUGGCUAGAGAAAUAACAUAAAGUAAUGAAGGAACCUUCGUAAAUUACGCAUAAAUGCCAUAAGGAACUGUAUAAAUGUUACUGCUUUGUUUCUUUUUUCGCUAAAUCUAUAUCGUACCCUUGACUUCUCUCUAAGCGCUGCCCAUUAGUUUAUAGGUUUAUAAGAUAAAUCUAUCUAGGUCUAUGCUCCCUUUCGUCAGUCUCACUGCCGUGGUUGGCUACACUGCCUUGUUUAGCGGGGUCUGUUGCGACGGCUGGCAUAUCAAGCUAUGCUCUCUUUUCUAUCGAUCGCCGAAUCGUCAAGUAUCCGCCCUACGCGACCGACCUCGAACGUCUCCGCCAUCUUGUCACGCACCAAACUCGACGCGCGUCCUUGCUUCGCUACGCCGACACGAGCAAGACGUGUCCCAACCACCCGUUCGGUAAGACAUCACGAGUACGCGCGACAUUUCCCCCCCCCCUUACCGACGAAACCACUUGCAGUGACCGACGACUACGAAUUAUUACCGUGUAUUUAUCAUCCAUAAAACAAACUUCUGUGUUAUUUAACCUUCUAUUGUUAUUUCAUAUCACCGCGACUGGUGGCCAACCCGAGUAUUCGCAAACGGUAUCGUAAUAACGACAAGCCAAGUGUCCCGGUCCACGGACUCGAGACUCGAUUCGACUCGAUUCUUGAAUCCUGAAGGUUUAUUUUGGAACUGUUUAUAGUUUAUAAUACAUUUUGUAUGCCAUCAGACUUUCAGAGACCAAUUAUAGACGUUAGGUUUUUUUUUCACGAUUGACUGUCUCGAAAUGGUCAACCCAAUCGAAAUACCGCUUAAGGACUCAGACGAGGUUAUUGAAAUACAACUUGACAAAUUGCCAGAGUAUGAUGAAGUACUUGGCAUUUUAAAGUCUGAACGUUCAAAUUUACAUAUAUGGGUCAAUUUAGCAUUGGAGUAUUACAAAAGAGGCAACUCAGCUGCUUUGGUUAAGUUGCUGGAGUCUUCGCGUAGUAAUGCCAGUUUAGAAUAUAAGGAUAGCGAUAAGGAUCAAAUGAGAGCUCUAGACAUGUUAGCAGCAUACUAUGUGCAAUCAGCUAAUCGAGAAAAAAGUAAAGAUAAACGCCGUGAACUUUUUGCAAAGGCUACACAACUUUAUACAACAGCAGAUAAAAUUAUUAUGUACGAUACGAAUCAUUUGUUGGGUCGUGCUUUUUUUUGCUUAUUAGAAGGUGAUAAAAUUGAUCAAGCAGAUGCUCAGUUCAAUUUUGUAUUGAAUCAAUCAUCUAAUAAUAUACCAGCUCAAUUAGGCAAAGCUUGUAUUGCAUUCAACAGAAAGGACUUCAGAGGAGCUCUAGCAUAUUAUAAAAAAGUAUUACGCUCUAAUCCCCAAUGUCCUGCUGACGUUCGACUGGGCAUGGCACAUUGUUUUUUGAAACUAGGAAAUGCAGAAAAAGCUCGAUUAGCAUUUGAACGUGCCAUACAGUUAGACUCCAAGUGUGUUGGUGCAUUAGUGGGUCUUGCCAUCCUGAAGUUGAAUGGUGAAAAUCCUGGUGACAUUAAGUUGGGUGUAAAUAUGUUGUCCAAAGCAUAUACUAUUGAUACAACCAACCCAAUGGUGUUAAAUCAUUUGUCCAAUCACUUUUUCUUUAAAAAAGAUUAUACCAAGUAUGAAUUACUUGCUAGACAUGCCUUACAAAACACAGAGAAUGAAGCUAUGAGAGCUGAAAGUUGCUAUCAGAUGGCUAGAGCUUUUCAUGUGCAGAAUAAUUAUGACCAAGCAUUUCAAUAUUACUAUCAAGCAACCCAGUUUGCACCGGUUACAUUUGUACUCCCACAUUAUGGCCUUGGUCAAAUGUAUAUUUAUGGAGGCGAUAUGGAAAAUGCAGCUCAGUGCUUUGAAAAAGUGCUUAAAGCUCAUCCAGGAAAUUAUGAGGCAAUGAAAAUUCUUGGUUCAUUGUAUGCCAAUUCAAAAAAUCAACAGAAACGAGAUAUUGCAAAAAGUCAUUUAAAAAAAGUAACAGAACAUUUUCCAGAUGAUGUAGAAGCUUGGAUAGAAUUAGCUCAAAUAUUAGAGCAAUCAGAUUUACAAGGAUCAUUAUCUGCAUAUGGUAAAGUUAUAGUUUUAAUGCGCAACCAAGUUAAUAAUUACAUUCCACCUGAAAUACUGAAUAAUGUGGCUGCGUUAAAUUUUAGACUUCAAAAUAUGGAUGAAGCUCGUUCUAAACUUGAAGAAUCUUUGAGUUUAUCAAAGAAAAUGGUUGAAGCUGAUCCACAGUAUUAUAACUCUAUUGCUGUUACAACUACAUUCAAUUUAGCAAGAAUUUUUGAAGCGCAAUGCCAGUUUCAGAAGGCAGAAACAUUUUACAAAGACAUUCUCAAGGAGCAUCCUAAUUAUAUUGAUUGUUAUUUACGCUUGGGUUGUAUGGCUAGAGAUCGUAACCAAAUUUAUGAAGCUUCUGAUUGGUUUAAAGAAGCAUUGCGUAUAGACAAUGAACAUCCUGAUGCCUGGUCACUACUUGGAAACUUGCAUUUAGCCAAAAUGGAAUGGGGUCCUGGGCAAAAAAAAUUUGAACGUGUGCUGAAGAAUCCAUCAACAUUAAAUGAUUCAUACUCAUUAAUUGCUCUGGGAAAUGUUUGGUUGCAAACUCUACAUCAACCAACUAGAAAUAAAGAACAGGAAAAACGACAUCAAGAUUUGGCAUUACAGUUUUUUACUAAAGUAUUGAAAAAUGAUCCAAAAAACAUUUGGGCAGCUAAUGGAAUUGGUUGUGUUAUGGCACAUAAGCAAUAUAUAAAUGAGGCAAGAGAUAUAUUUGCUCAAGUAAGAGAAGCUACUGCUGAUUUUUGUGACGUCUGGUUAAAUAUUGCACAUAUAUACAUCGAACAAAAACAGUAUAUUAGUGCUAUUCAAAUGUAUGAAAAUUGUAUAAAGAAGUUUUUCAAACAUGAUAAUGUUGAAAUACUUCAAUAUCUUGGACGUGCAUACUUCAAAGCAGGAAAGUUGAAAGAAGCAAAAAAAGUGUUUUUGAAAGCUCGAAGGGUUGCUCCACAGGAUUUAGUUAUAAUUUACAAUAUUGCUUUUGUCCUACAAAAACUAUCAGCUCAAACACUGAAAGAUGGAAAAUCAAACUUGAAAGAUGUACUGAAAGCUGUACAUGAACUUGGAUUAUCACAUAAAUAUUUCCAAUAUUUGGCAGUAAAUGGUGACCGUAUGAGAUAUGAUGUUAAUUUGGCUGAUUUUGAAGCUAAACAGUGUCAAGAUUUACUAUCUCAAGCCCAGUACCAUGUAGCACGAGCACGUAAGAUGGAUCAUGAUGAACGUGAAAUGCGUCGUAAACAGGAAGAGGAACGAGAAUCAUUGCGUGUCAAACAGAUUGAAGAGCAGACUAAAGCAUUACAAAAACAAGAAGAACAAAGAAAAGAAAUGUUGUUAAAACGCCAAGAAUAUAGAGAAAAAACAAAGAAUGCGCUAGUGUUUGACCACGUUUUAGAAAAACCUAAGGGUAAAGGGAAACGUCGUGAAAACUAUUGCUCGGAUUCUGGUGGAAGUAUUGCAUCUGAACCAGGUCGUAAUAGAAGUCCUAGGCCUUUAAAGUCUAAAAAAUCAAGAAAAAGUGGUAGUACUGGUGGUGAAAAAGAAAAGAAAAAAAGAGGAGCAUCUAAACGGACGAGAGAUAGUGUUGCAUCAGGAGGAUCUGGUGCAAGUGUUAAAAUUAAAGGGCGUUCAUCUACAAGUAAUAAGAAGGGACCGAUGUUAUCAUCUAAACAGAAACUUAGAGUUGUAUCCAAAGCAACUAUAUCUACUAGUGAGGAUGAUAGUAGUGACGAUGAAGCAAAAAAACGAAUUUCUGGACAUAGUUCAAAGAAUGCUAGAUCACGUUCAAGUUCCGAGUCUAGUUCACGUUCCAGUAGCCGUAAAUCCAGAAGGCCAUCAAGAUCUCGGUCUGGUUCACGUAGGUCUAGAUCAAAAUCUACAAGUGUUUCCCGCAGUUAUUCAAGAUCUAGAUCACAUUCGGGUAGUAAAUCUCGAUCUCGAAGCUGUUCACAUUCUGACAGUCGAUCUCGUUCGGGAAGUCGUUCGCCUUCAAGUGGUCAUUCAAGAUCUAAUAGCCGAUCUAGGUCUCUCUCAGAAUCUGGUACCAAAUCCAGCUCACAAUCUCGUAGUCAAUCUAAGUCAGUAUCAAGAUCACCAGCCCGAUCAAAAUCUGGUAGUCGUUCUGCUUCUAAUUCACCAGCUCAUUCAGGAAGUAGAUCUGCAUCCAAUUCGCACUCCAAAUCUGGCAGCAGAUCUCCUUCUAGAUCUAGGAGCAGAUCAGGUUCUAGAUCCGACUCAGCUACAUAAUUAAACUAUAUGAUUGAAAAUGAUUCAAUAUUAUAAAUAAUUUCUAAAACAAUAGGUGUUAUAUUAUUUUCAUUUUUUGUUCAAAACGAACAACAAUUAAAACGCGAUUUGAUCAUAAAAUAAUUCAUAUUUUUAAAGUAAAUCUUUAGUAGAUUUUAACAGUGUAAGGAUUAAAUUAUGUAGUUUUAAAAUUAAGUUUUGCAGCAAAUUUAAUAUUUUGCCUAUUCAUCUUUAAUAAUAAAAAAAAAUACAAAAAUUAAUUUUUUAUGCUAUUGACAACUAUCAAGUAAUGGUUGUCCCAUUUUAUUCUAGAUUAAUUUUAUUUUUUUCCGUGUGAUUUAAUUACUCAAGUUCUCUUUAAUAUAAUAUGUAAGGUAACUUUUAAUUAUUCUUUUUUGCACUUAUAACAAUUUCUGCUAUAUUCAAUACAAAUUUAACUCCUUGUUGAUAAUGUAUUUAACAAAGAUUAAGUGGGUGAUAACAGUCUGUAUUGUUGUGUAAUAAUGUAAUAAAUUAUUAUACCUUAUUUUAUUUUUUUAUUAUUAUUGAUUUAUUGAAUGUUUUAUAUUGGUAUUAUUAAUGGACUUUAUUAAGAG